GUUCUCUCAAGAAACAAAGUAAAAGAAAACAAAAAAGAACAAAGAGAGAAACAUAUUCUCAGUUUCUUUACAUGAAUAUAAACUGAGAACACAACUGGUCUCUUCUUCUCAUUACUCUUCCUUCUUCUUCUUCUUCGGAUCCUAUUCUCACCAAUGGAUUCUUUUAGCUCUCAGAAAACUAAACCAAGAAAGACAAAAAGGCUUGCGAAAAAGUCUUGUGUUCAGAUAAUCUUGGAUCUGUUUUACCGGGCGAUCGAGAUAGUUCUUGUUCUGGUAACAGUAGCUACGCUAUGCUAUCACCUCGUUAUCACGUUGCAUGAUUCUGGUGUCGCCGCGGUUAUUAUCGCAAACCGCAAUCUUGCGUUUGUUGUAGCAAACGCGAUAGUCAUCGCUCUAAUCGUGAAAUCUGGCCUUCUCUUGAAUCAAGAAGUUGGCCCGAAGACCAAACGCAACGCUCUUUACGAGGAGUUUGUUCAAGAGAGCUCAAGGAGAGAUGAAGGAAAACAGAGCGAAGCAGAGAACAAGGCUAAACAGAGUAUAACAGAAGCCAGAGCAAAACAGAGCGAAGCAGAGAAAGAGACACUGAGCAUAACUGAGACGAUAGCCAAACAGAGCAAACCUGAGAAGGUUACAAAACAGAGAGAUUCAGUGAAGAGAGAGAAGCAAAGCAUAGUUGAGCAUCAAGAGAAGAAGAUGGAGAAACAGAAGAGGCAAAUUCAGAGUUACCAACGAAGCCGGUCUGAGAAUCUGGAGGGUUUGGAGAAGAGUUCAUGUGGCAGAUUAAGGAGAUCAGAGACGGAUGCGUCUUCUGAGAGAUUUGAUUCUGAUGAUGAACUCCGGUUCAAGAUCGAGUCUUUCAUUGCAAGGCAGAGGAGGAAUCAAAUAGAUGAUUAGCUUGGUAUAGCUUAGAUAAAAAAAAAAUGAAAAUAACCAAAAAAUAGUUUUUGCAAAUACCAUUCACGUAUGAUAAUGUGACUAUGUGAGUGUUUGUUAUAAAAGGGUGAAAGUAUAUUAAUCCUUGGCAUAAAUUUUUGUUUGUAUUCUUUGUAUAAUUUUUGGUAAUCCAGUAUGAUAUUACAAAAUUAAAAAUU
Messenger RNA from Brassica napus (rape), 1091 nucleotides. RefSeq lists its product as uncharacterized. The transcript has a single exon. The record is from RefSeq and is a predicted model, not a curated record. Lineage: Eukaryota; Viridiplantae; Streptophyta; Magnoliopsida; Brassicales; Brassicaceae. The coding region runs from base 154 to 894 and encodes 246 amino acids.